This is a messenger RNA of Musa acuminata subsp. malaccensis (wild Malaysian banana), 900 nucleotides long. Its product is annotated as protein yippee-like. Lineage: Eukaryota; Viridiplantae; Streptophyta; Magnoliopsida; Zingiberales; Musaceae. The record is from RefSeq and is a predicted model, not a curated record.
GUGAUCGAUCGAUGGGGUAUAUCCUCUCUCUUCUUCGCCUGCCUUCUCCACUUCCCCACCUUCCGCCCUCGACUACCCGUCUUCCUAUCUCCUAAUCCUUGCGGCGAUCGGCCCACCGAUCUCUCUUCGCGCAGAGGGAAGAGUGUGCGACGGGCGUUCUCCGUCGUCAUCGGCAUUAUUGGGGCCGACGAGGUGGAAUUGGAGGAGCUUAGCGAUCGGUGCUGACGAGGAGGGACGUCAUCGGAGGUGGGAAAGAGAGAGAUGGGGCGGUUGUUUCUGGUUAGCCUCGAAGGCAAGAUCUAUAGCUGCAAGCACUGUCAGGCUCAUCUCGCCCUCGUCGACGACAUCGUCUCCAGGUCCUUCCAUUGCAGGCACGGGAAAGCUUAUCUCUUCAAUAAGGUUGUGAAUGUGACGGCCGGAAUUAAAGAGGAUCGGAUGAUGAUGACAGGGUUGCAUACUGUUUCUGAUAUUUUCUGUGUUGGUUGUGGGGCAAUUGUUGGAUGGAAAUAUGAGGCUGCUCAUGAAAAGGCCCAGAAGUACAAGGAAGGAAAAAUUGUUCUUGAAAGGUUUAAGUUGACAGGGCCUGAUGGAAGUCGGUACUGGGUAACCCAUGAUGCUCAUAUGGGUGGCAGUGAUGCUGACGACGCAUGAUUUGUAUCUAAACUUGAAGGGAAGCACGAAGUCAUCUGAAUGCAGCGGUCUCUGCUUGCAAUCUCGCUUCUGUUAAUAACAGAGGCUACUGCAACAAGUGAUAAUGAAUAUUAAGCGGUCUUCGUGCCACAGCCACAAUGGCAUUGAGCCGUCGUACCCAUGGGUCUCGCUCAUCAUUUGAACUCGUGCUGAGAGGGGGGUGACGUCACUAGUAAAAAUGGACAUGGGAAUAAUUACUAGCCAAUUUAG